Molecule: messenger RNA, 2174 nt
Organism: Brachypodium distachyon (stiff brome)
Lineage: Eukaryota; Viridiplantae; Streptophyta; Magnoliopsida; Poales; Poaceae
Exons: 2
Coding region: 537-1757 (406 amino acids)
Cellular component (GO): membrane
Molecular function (GO): glycosyltransferase activity
Source: RefSeq, a predicted model, not a curated record
GUCCAGCACUCGGUCGGAGGAGGAAAAGGAAACCAAAUCCUCCCCCCAUAAAUACCACCACCGUCUCCAGGGCCUCCGACCCCAACGACUACCUCCUUCUUCUUCCUCCCGAUCCCGAGCUGGAUCGGAAUCGACAGCGACCUUCCCCUUCUUCCCUCCUCAGCCACGCGUAAUCGCCUCCUUACCCACUAAGAAAGAAAGAAACAGAGAUAGAAAGAAAGAGUGUCAUCCCUCUCUGCCCCUUCCUUCCAUCUUCUUCUCCUCCUCGCCGCGUUGCGUUGGCGCUGCGCUGCGCUGUUCCGCGUGUGCCAGGUCCGGCCGAGCUAUAAAGCGUCGCCUUUUUUUCGCCUGACCCAUUUCGGGAGGGGCACGGAUCCGGUCUCGGGGGGUGGGGGUUCUCUUCUGCCGAUUCGCUUCCCGCGGCGUCAGAUCGGGCCUCUUCCCCGGCUCCGGCGGCCGAUUCCUCCGCGGCGGCGGCGGUCUUGAUCCGAUUCGGUUCGAUUCGGUCGUUCUCUGAGGCGGCGGCGGCGGCGGAGAUGUGGGGGGAUUCGAAGACGAUGCUCAAGUCCCGCGGCGGGGUCGGCGGCGGGGGAGGCGGCGACGGCGGGGACUACUUCCCGCCGACGCCGCGCAAGGACUGGUCGACGGGGCUGCUCAAGCUCGUCACGGCCAUGGUCAUCUUCAUGGCGGGCGUCGUCAUCGGGCUCUCCGUCAGCGCCAACGUCUCCCGCUACUACUACAACUCCCACACGGAGCUCUUCUUCCCCGCCAACACCUACAGCACCUCCUACUGCGACCGCCGGGGCGCCUCCGGCGACUGCGGGCCCGGGUUCAAGGCCUUCGUGCACCCGCCCUACCUCGCCCACUCCAUGACCGACGACGAGCUCUUCUGGCGCGCCACGCUCGUCCCCACCGCCGAGGAAUUCCCCUUCCAGCGGGUCCCCAAGGUCGCCUUCCUCUUCAUGACCCGCGGCCCCAUCCCGUUCGCGCCGCUCUGGGAGAAGUUCUUCCGCGGACACCAGGGCCUCUACUCCGUCUACGUCCAUGCCAUCCCUGACUACAAGCUCAACGUCUCCAAGGCUUCCCCGUUCUACGGCCGCCAGAUCCCCAGCGAGGAAGUGUCUUGGGGAUCAAUAUCCCUUGUGGAUGCUGAGAAGCGCCUCCUGGCCAAUGCGUUGUUGGAUUUCUCCAAUGAGCGUUUUGUUCUGCUCUCGGAGAGCUGCAUCCCGGUGUUUAACUUCCCAACCGUCUAUGAGUAUCUCAUCAACUCGGAGCACAGCUUCGUUGAGUCUUACAACAUCGACACCCCUCAAAGUGCUGGCCGCUACAACCGUCGAAUGGCCCCUCACAUCUUGCCUGAUCAGUGGAGGAAAGGCUCAGAGUGGUUUGAACUUAACCGUGAGCUGGCUGUGCGUGUAGUAGCGGACUACAAGUACUACUCCAUCUUCCGGAAGCAUUGCAGACCAUCUUGCUACCCGGAUGAGCAUUACAUACCGACCUAUCUUCAUCUGUUCCAUGGGUCGCUCAAUGCCAACAGGACCAUCACAUGGGUUGAUUGGUCAAGGGGAGGCCCGCAUCCAGCAAGAUAUGGUGCUGCAAACAUCAACGUGGAGUUCAUUCAGGCCAUCAGGAACAAUGGUACGCAAUGCCUUUACAACUCGAAGCACACUUCCGUCUGCUACCUCUUUGCUAGGAAGUUUGCUCCUAGUGCUCUGGGGCCAUUGAUGAACCUCACCUCCACCAUAUUGGACUUCUGAGUUACGCUUCAUCGGGCAUUACAUUAUCGAGAUAUCUCCAUCGACUCGUGUGCUUACCGGUGAAGGAGGAGCAGGGGUACUCUGCUAGCUCAGGGACAUUUGUCUCUUGGCAGAUAGAUCAGAGGCAGCUUUCGAUGACGCGUCGAUGGCGGAUGAUGCUGUGUGGGACGGUGAAACUCUUACUUCACUUAUCCUGAAGCUGAUUCCCGAGUAAUAGACGAAUGGCACCUGCAUUCAGAGAGGACUUUUUCACCUCCCAUUCUUUUUAAUAUAUCAUAGCUAUGUGUUAGAUCUCUUCUUUUUUCUUCUGCCCCCAUCUUAUUGUAAUGACUAAUGACUUGGUCAGGAUACUAAUUUAUGUGAAUAUAACUCCUCAAUCAUUCAAAUCUGGCGUUGCCAGAUGUCGCUUUAGUACAA